AUGUCUAGUUGUCAAUCAAAUAGUGCUACCUCUACGGCAUUUGCUCCUGCUAGAUCAGAGGAUCCAGCAUGGUCCCAUGCACGUGUAGUGCCAGGAGCAAGAAAUAGUACUCAAUGUCUUUAUUGUAGCAAAAUCAUUAGAGGUGGCGGAGUCACGAGGUUGAAGUAUCAUCUAGGUGGGAUUUCAGGUGAUGUAGAAGCAUGUAAAAAAGUCCCUGAUGAUAUAAAAUCGCAAAUGAAAGAGUUGGUUAAUGAAAUGAAAAAAAACAAAGAGAAGAAAAGAAAACUAAGUUUAGAGAUUGGAUGUGGAAGCCCUGUAGAUUUAACAUAUGAUGAUGUUGAUGUUGGUGAUGAUGAGUAUGAGGGAGGGAGUCAAGGACCCGUUCAUGAUUCAAAGGGGAAGGGGAAGGAGAAAGUAGGUGGAAAGUCAACGGGGCCAUUUAGCAGAUUUUUUGCUCCAAGAACAAGUCCUGGCUCUCAACCUUCUAUUAAGAGUGCUAUGUGUUCAAAGGAAAUGAUUGACAAAGCAAAAAUGGCUAUAGCAAAUUGGUGGUAUGAUGCUAAUUUACCUUUCAAUGCAUCUCAAUCUAAAUUUUAUCAACCAGCUAUAGAUGCUAUAGCUGCCAUCGGGCCAGGAUUCAAGGGUCCUUCUUUACAUGAGUUGAGAGGAAAUUUGUUGAAGAAUUCUGUGACUGAGGUUCAGAAUUAUCUCUUAGAUAUUAAAACAUCUUGGAGGGAUAGUGGUUGUUCACUAAUGGCAGAUGGUUGGACAAAUCAGAGGCAACAACCAAUAAUUAACUUUUUGGUUUAUUGCCCAAAAGGUACAAUAUUUUUGAAGUCUAUUGAUACAUCGGGCCUUAGAAAAGAUGCUGAAACAUUAUUUAAAAUUUUUGAUGAAGUUGUUCAAGAAGUUGGGGUGGAGAAUAUUGUGCAAUUCAUAACAGACAAUGAUGCGAGUUAUAAGGCUGCAGGAAAAAAAUUACAGCAAAAGUAUGGCUCUUUGUUUUGGUCCCCUUGUGCAGCUCAUUGUAUAGAUUUGAUGUUAGAGAACUUUUGUGAUCCCAGACAUUUUCCUAUUAUUGAUGAAACUAUAAAGAAGGCAAGGAAGAUAACGAAAUUCAUUUAUAACCAUGCUUGGGUUUUGGCUUUGAUGAGAAAGGAUUUCACCAAAGGUCAUGAUUUAUGUCGCCCUGCAGUCACAAGGUUUGCUACAAAUUUUUUAAGUAUCCAAUGCUUACUGUUGUUUAAGAAAGAGCUUCGACAAAUGUUCACUUGUGAUAAGUGGAUUGUAUCAAGUUACUCUAAAAGCAACAUAGGGAAGGAGAUAGCUGAGAUUGUUCUAGAAGAUAGAGAGUUUUGGGCUCAAUGUCAGUUUAUUGUAACAAUCAGCGAGCCUUUGGUUCGAGUACUACGACUUGUCGAUGGGGAUGAGAAGCCUGCAAUGGGAUACUUGUACAAUGCAAUGGAGAAAGCCAAAGAGAAUAUAAAAGCAAGAUUGAAGAACAAAGUUUCUGCAUUUAUGCCAUUCAUUAGGGUCAUUGAUGCUAGGUGGGAUAAGCAGCUUCAUAGUCCAUUACAUGCAGCAGGUUGUCUUCUUAAUCCUGGAAUUUACUUUAACCCUUGCUUUAAAAGUAGAAAUGAUGUUUCUAGAGGGUUUACGACUUGCGUUGUAAAGAUGGAACCUGAUAUUGAUAAGCAAGAUGAGAUCAUUCAACAAAUUGACAUGUAUAAGAAUGCAAACGGUGAUUUUGGACAACCUAUAGCAAUACGCCAGCGUGAAAAAAGUAAUCCAGUUGCAUGGUGGAGUACUUUUGGAAAUGAGUUUCCAGCUCUUCAAACGUUUGCAAUCCGCAUAUUAAGUCAAUGUUGUAGUGCAACUGGUUGUGAAAGAAAUUGGAGUACAUUUGAAUUUAUUCAUUCAAAGAAGAGGAAUAGAUUAGAGCAUAAACGUUUGAAUGAUUUAGUAUUUGUUCGUUAUAACUUGAAGCUCCGUGAGAGAAACAUAAAGAGGGGAAGAGAUGCUUUGGAUCCAAUCAAUCUUGAGAAUAUUGACUUGAUGGAGGAAUGGGUAGGUGAAGAAUCAGAGCUUAUUGAUGGAGAAGACUUGGAUUGGGGAAGUAUUGAGGAGCCAUUAGCCUCACAAAAUUUGGAAGAAGGUGUUAAUGUUGGUCUUGAUAUUGAUGAUGAUGGUGGUGACAAUGACAUUGACGAAAAUAUUUUGAGUAGCUUUGCUAAUGUUGAUCCUUUUUGUCUUAUUGAUGAAAAUGAAUGAUUACAGUUGGAUUGAGAACUUAUGAUAUUUUAUUUAGUUUUAUAAAUGUGUGUUUAAGACUUGUAUUCACUAUGGAGAAAUAUUAUU
This is a messenger RNA of Carya illinoinensis, 2358 nucleotides long. RefSeq lists its product as uncharacterized. The record is from RefSeq and is a predicted model, not a curated record. Lineage: Eukaryota; Viridiplantae; Streptophyta; Magnoliopsida; Fagales; Juglandaceae. The transcript has 3 exons. Bases 1 to 2271 code for a protein of 756 amino acids. Gene Ontology annotation, molecular function: protein dimerization activity; DNA binding.